AUGGCGUCCCCGAUCAGCGCUAGCAAGGAGACCGCCGGCGAGCACCGGCCCAACCCCAACUCCUUUGCGCUCCUCACCACGGCCGACGAGGAGAAGACCGAGGAGAAGGACGCGCCGCAGGCCGACAUGAAGACUGAGGAGCCCCCCGUCCCUCCCUCGCCCCGCCCCUCCUCCCUCAACACCGUCGAGAGCUUCAGCCUUGGCUUCCAGGGCGGCUACGUCACCGACGCACACGCCUACUACGUGCCGUUCUACAAUGGCGCGUACAGCGGCUACGCGGCGCGCGUCAACCUCUCCGACUUCUCCUCCUCGGGCGUCGAGUACUUCAACCUUGCCGACACGAACCCCAACCUGAAGGGCUUCUUUGGCGGCUUCGCCACUGACGCACACGCCUACUACGUGCCGACCCUCAACGACGGCGGGCGGAGCGGCUACGCGGCGCGCGUCUCGCUCUCCGACUUCUCCUCCUCGGGCGUCGAGUACCUCAACCUCGCCGACACCAACUCCAACCUGAAGGGCUUCCAGGGCGGCUACGUCACUGACACACACGCCUACUACGUGCCGUACAGCAACGGCGCGGCGUACAGCGGCUACGCGGCGCGCGUCUCGCUCUCCGACUUCUCCUCCUCGGGCGUCGAGUACCUCAACCUCGCCGACACCAACCCCAACCUGAAGGGCUUCUUUGGCGGCUUCGCCACUGACGCACACGCCUACUACCUGCCGAACAAAAACGACGGCGGGCGGAACGGCUACGCGGCGCGCGUCUCGCUCUCCGACUUCUCCAACUCGGGCGUCGAGUACCUCAACCUCGCCGACACGAACUCCAACCUGAAGGGCUUCAAUGGCGGCUUCGCCACUGACGCACACGCCUACUUCGUGCCAGACAAAAACGGCUCGCCCCACGGCUACGCGGCGCGCGUCAACCUCUCCGACUUCUCCUCCUCGGGCGUCGAGUACCUCAACCUCGCCGACACGAACUCCAACCUGAGGGGCUUCGGUCGCGGCUUCGCCACUGACGCACACGCCUACUACGCGCCGUGGGACUACGGCGCGCGCAGCGGCUACGCGGCGCGCGUCUCGCUCUCCGACUUCUCCUCCUCGGGCGUCGAGUACCUCAACCUCGCCGACACGAACUCGAACCUGAAGGGGGCGGGCGCCGCGCUCCUCGCAACCAACCUCCUCCCGGCGCCGCUCGCGGCUCUCCGCUCGGACGCCAUCGUGCACGAGACGGAGACGGCCGACACGAUCAUGGGCGAGGUGCAGAAGGACUCGGCCGAGGGCUCCACCGCUGCGGCUGGCGGCGAGAGCCCCGUCACGUUGAAGAGCAUCAUGGCCGAGCUCGCGGUGUUCAAGAGCGACAUGCAGAAGAAGGAGCAGGAGGUGCAGAAGAAGGACGAGGCGUUCAAGGAGGAGAUGAAGAAGAAGGACGAGGCGUUCAAGGAGGAGAUGACGAAGAAGGACGAGAUGAUCGCCGAGCUACUCGCCGCGCUCAAGAGCAAGACGGACCACAAGCAGGUCCAGACGUCGGCCGGCGGCGAGGUGGUCGAGCUGGUGAGCGCCGCGGACCACAAGGCGCUGGAGGCGCGCGUGCAGGCUGCUGAAGAGCGCGUCGAGGAGUGCGUCGCUCAGAACGCCGCGCAAGACGCCAAGAUCGGCGCGCUCCGCGACAAGCCGGCCCCGCCCAACCCGCCGGCGGCCGCGGCUCGCCCGCCGGCAGCGGCGCGGCGGCAGCUCUCCUCCGCGACUGGCGACGAGACCGAGUUCGCCAUCACGGGGAGGAAAGCGACACUCUCCUUCAACAGCCGCACGCCCGACCUGACGGCGACCCGCCUGACCGGCGAGGGAGGCGGCAAGCUGACCGGCUACGCGGCGCGCGUCAACCUCUCCGACUUCUCCUCCUCGGGCGUCGAGUACUUCAACCUUGCCGACACGAACCCCAACCUGAAGGGCUUCUUUGGCGGCUUCGCCACUGACGCACACGCCUACUACGUGCCGACCCUCAACGACGGCGGGCGGAGCGGCUACGCGGCGCGCGUCUCGCUCUCCGACUUCUCCUCCUCGGGCGUCGAGUACCUCAACCUCGCCGACACCAACUCCAACCUGAAGGGCUUCCAGGGCGGCUACGUCACUGACACACACGCCUACUACGUGCCGUACAGCAACGGCGCGGCGUACAGCGGCUACGCGGCGCGCGUCUCGCUCUCCGACUUCUCCUCCUCGGGCGUCGAGUACCUCAACCUCGCCGACACCAACCCCAACCUGAAGGGCUUCUUUGGCGGCUUCGCCACUGACGCACACGCCUACUACCUGCCGAACAAAAACGACGGCGGGCGGAACGGCUACGCGGCGCGCGUCUCGCUCUCCGACUUCUCCAACUCGGGCGUCGAGUACCUCAACCUCGCCGACACGAACUCCAACCUGAAGGGCUUCAAUGGCGGCUUCGCCACUGACGCACACGCCUACUUCGUGCCAGACAAAAACGGCUCGCCCCACGGCUACGCGGCGCGCGUCAACCUCUCCGACUUCUCCUCCUCGGGCGUCGAGUACCUCAACCUCGCCGACACGAACUCCAACCUGAGGGGCUUCGGUCGCGGCUUCGCCACUGACGCACACGCCUACUACGCGCCGUGGGACUACGGCGCGCGCAGCGGCUACGCGGCGCGCGUCUCGCUCUCCGACUUCUCCUCCUCGGGCGUCGAGUACCUCAACCUCGCCGACACGAACUCGAACCUGAAGGGUCUCAACGGCGGCUUUGCCACUGCCACACACGCCUACUACGUGCCGUACCACAACGGCGGCGCGUUCCACGGCUACGCGGCGCGCGUCUCGCUCUUGGUCUAA
Molecule: messenger RNA, 2841 nt
Organism: Emiliania huxleyi CCMP1516
Lineage: Eukaryota; Haptophyta; Isochrysidales; Noelaerhabdaceae
Exons: 4
Coding region: 1-2841 (946 amino acids)
Biological process (GO): DNA topological change
Molecular function (GO): DNA topoisomerase activity; ATP binding; DNA binding
Source: RefSeq, a predicted model, not a curated record